AUGUCGGACACGGAGGCGACUCCGGACCAGCAGAAUGUGGUACAGCGUGUGGUGGCCUUGCCCCUGGUCAGGGCCACGUGCACCAUGGUGGCCGAUGCUUACGGGGCGGCCAAGGACAGGCACCCGCUGCUGGGCUCAGCCUGCCGCCUGGCGGAGCGCUGCGUGUGCGGACUGACCACGCGGGCACUGGACCACGCCCAGCCGCUGCUGGAGCACCUGCAGCCCCAGUUGGCCACGGUGAACCAUCUGGCCUGCAGGGGGCUGGACAAGCUGGAAGAGAAACUGCCCAUUCUACAGCAGCCCUCAGACACGGUGGUGACUUCGGCCAAGGAUGCGGUGGCCGAUGGCGUGACAGGUGUGGUGGACCUGGCGCGGCGUGGCCGGCGCUGGAGCGUGGAGCUGACGCGCUCUGUGAGCCAUGCCGUGGAUGUGGUGCUGGGCAAGUCCGAGGAGCUGGUGGACCAUUUUCUGCCGCUGUCCGAGGAGGAGUUGGCGGCCCUGGCAGCCGAGGCCGAGGGCCCGGAGGUGGGCUCGCUGGAGGAGCAGCGAAGACAAAGGGGCUACUUCGUGCGCCUGGGCUCGCUGUCGACGCGUCUCCGCCACCUGGCCUACGAGCACUCCCUGGGGAAGCUGCGACAGAGCAGGCACCACACCCAGGACACCCUGGCCCGGCUGCAGGAGGCGCUGGAGCUGGUGAGAUGCCAGUGCGAGGCGACCCCCGGCCCUCCAGCCUGCACCUCGGGGAAGGCGUACCAGCUGUGGGAGGCCUGCGGCCUGCACCCCGAGAAUGGCCGGAGGCGGAGCCAGGCCGAGCUGGAGACGCUGGCGCUGACCCGGAGCCUGACGCAGGAGCUGCAGGCCGCGGCCGAGGCGCUGGAGGCCGGCGUGCGCGGCCUGCCCGCCGGCGCCCAGGACAAGGUGGCCGAGGUGCGGCGCAGCGUGGACGCCCUGCGCGCCGCCCUCGCCGACGCCCGCUGCUUCGGGGACGUGCCGGCCGCCGCGCUGGCCGAGGGCCGGGGCCGCGUGGCGAGGGCGCACGCCUCCGUGGACGAGCUGCUGGAGCUGGUGCUGCAGGCCGUGCCGCUGCCCUGGCUCGUGGGGCCCUUCGCGCCCAUCCUGGUGGAGCGGCCCGAGCCCCUGCUGCCGGACCUGGAGGCCUGCGUGGACGAGGUGGUCGGGGGUCCCGACCCUCGCUGGGCGCACCUGGACUGGCCCGCCCAGCAGAGGGCCUGGGAGGAGGCCCGGCUGCAGGGGCAGGGGCAGGGGUCGGCGGGCCCCGGGGGGGACACGCCUGAGGAGGAGCCGGUGCCCCCCAGCACCCCGGCCAGGCCCACCCUCAUGCCCGAGCUGGACUUCUGA
This is a messenger RNA of Ochotona curzoniae (black-lipped pika), 1359 nucleotides long. It is a transcript of the gene PLIN5, whose product is annotated as perilipin 5. The record is from RefSeq and is a predicted model, not a curated record. Gene Ontology annotation, cellular component: cytosol; lipid droplet. The transcript is spliced from 7 exons. Bases 1 to 1359 code for a protein of 452 amino acids. Gene Ontology annotation, biological process: positive regulation of triglyceride storage; lipid storage. NCBI's taxonomy places the organism in Eukaryota, Metazoa, Chordata, Mammalia, Lagomorpha, Ochotonidae.